AUGUUUCUGAAGCUGAUGUUAUUUUCGGAACAAACUUUUCAAGAAGAUUCAGGUGAAGCUGUGUCGGAUCGAGUAUAUGGAGCGGAUGUUUCUGCAUCUGAAACAAAUCAGGGGACGCAAGAGCUGCUGUCUCGAAGAUAUGGUGCUGCUGACGAGUGUGUAUGGAUGGAUGCAGAUGAGCGUUUGAAAAUCUCUACGGUCGACAUUUUAGCAGAUCCGAACAAACCGAUGCAACUCGGAUGCAAAGGGCAAGCGGAUUGGUUUCUUAUCGCGAGCGGUGGCGAUGUUCCAUCUCGUUCGCCUUGUGAACGUGAAAGCAGUGAUAUGUUUUGGUAUACCGAGAUUCAGAUGAUGAAUAAAGUUGCGACGAACAACGGUGGAUUCUGUGAAGAGAAAUUCCUGGAAGCAACGAGUGUGUUGAAUGCGGUGGGUGACGGAGAGGCGAAGGAAAGGAAUUGGUUCGCAGGAUUUCAUGGUGGUGCUGUUAAUCAUCUUAUUGGUGACAAUGAAAAGCCUUCUGAAGCGGAACAAGAUCAAACGAGGCGGAAAUACAAAGCUCUCUAUGAAGUGCUGCGAAGAACGCGGUCUGUCUUGAAGGUGAAAGAACUUGAUCAUAGGAAAACACUGGUCCACCGCCUUGAAUACGCUGAUAAGUGCGAUAUUAUAGCUGGCAGGAUAGUGACUGGUACCCGUGAUUUUGGUUGGACUCCUCUUCUUGAGUACACGGAAACUGAUAAGCCAGAAAGAGACUAG
Angiostrongylus costaricensis is the source of this 753-nucleotide messenger RNA. The record is from the annotation of a GenBank genome assembly. NCBI's taxonomy places the organism in Eukaryota, Metazoa, Nematoda, Chromadorea, Rhabditida, Metastrongylidae.